AUGCUAUUAUAUGGGCAGUUUGCGAGACAGAGUGAAGAUCAAAGAAACGAUGAAACGUGGACUUGGUUGAAAGAAGGAAAGCUUAACAGAGAAACAGAGUCCCUUAUUGUUGCAGCACAAGAUCAAGCAAUAAGAACAAAUUAUGCAAAAGCAACAAUCGACAGGUCACAGACCGAUCCCAAAUGUAAAAUUUGCAAACAAAACAACGAGACCAUCAGCCAUUAUUGUAAGUGUGUGUCCAAAACUGACACAAAUAUAUAAAGGUAGACAUAACAUCGUAGCUAGAGCAAUCCAUUGGGACCUGUCAGGAAAAUAUGGGUUUCAGCGAAAUCAGAGGUGGUAUGACCAUGUUCCAGACAGUGUACUUGAAAAUGAGGAUCACAAGAUACUGUGGGAUUUUAGUAUACGAACAGACCAUGAAAUUGAGGCUAGGAGACCGGAUCUAUUGAUCAUUAACAAAAGAGAGAACAACUGCCAAAUUAUAGACGUAACAAUUCCGGAUGAUGGAAGGGUGAGAGCAAAAGAGGACAAAAAAGUAGAAAAAUAUCAAGACUCGCUAGAGAAAUCCGAAAGAUAUGGGGCAUAA
Molecule: messenger RNA, 586 nt
Organism: Porites lobata
Lineage: Eukaryota; Metazoa; Cnidaria; Anthozoa; Scleractinia; Poritidae
Source: the annotation of a GenBank genome assembly